GGGAGCCCGGCGGACGCGUUGCAUCAUCCUUGAGCAUCAAUGAAAGACCAAGAAUGGCUUUCUUCAAGCAGCAGAAGGUGGAGGACGUUUACGAAAUUGGGGAAGAACUGGGAAGUGGCCAGUUUGCCAUAGUGAAGAGGUGUCGAGAGAAAAGCACGGGGGUGGAGUAUGCUGCCAAGUUCAUCAAGAAGCGGCAGAGCCGGGCCAGCCGGCGCGGGGUGAGCCGGGAUGAGAUCGAGCGUGAGAUCACCAUCCUGCAGCAGAUCCUGCACAGCAACAUCGUCCAGCUGCACGACAUCUACGAGAACAAGACUGAUGUGGUCCUCAUUCUGGAACUGGUUUCUGGAGGAGAACUCUUUGACUUCCUGGCACAGAAGGAGUCUUUGAGUGAAGAGGAAGCAACCAGGUUCAUCAAGCAGAUUUUGGAUGGUGUGAAUUACCUUCACUCUAAGAAAAUUGCUCACUUUGAUCUAAAGCCUGAAAACAUUAUGCUUCUAGACAAGAAUAUCCCUAUUCCACACAUCAAACUCAUUGACUUUGGCCUGGCUCACAAAAUAGAAGAUGGAGUUGAAUUUAAAAACAUAUUUGGAACUCCGGAAUUCGUAGCUCCAGAAAUCGUAAACUAUGAGCCACUUGGACUUGCUGCAGACAUGUGGAGCAUAGGAGUGAUCACCUACAUACUGCUUAGUGGUGCAUCACCUUUCCUUGGAGAAACUAAACAAGAAACACUUGCCAAUAUCACAGCUGUGAAUUAUGAUUUUGAUGAAGAAUUUUUCAGCAAUACUAGUGACCUCGCAAAAGACUUCAUUCAGAAACUACUGGUGAAAGAUACACGGAAGCGGCUCACAAUUCAGGAAGCUCUGUCUCAUCCUUGGAUAACGCCCAGGGACAAGCAACAGGCUUUGGUUCGGAAAUCAUCUGUUGUUAAUAUGGAGAACUUCAAAAGGCAAUAUGCUAGGCGGCGAUGGAAGCUGUCAUACCAGAUUGUUUCACUGUGCAACCACUUAUCGCGGUCGCUGGAGAGGAAGGUCCUGACACAGGAUGAGAGCUUGAGAGACUGUGAAAGUGACAGUAAAGAUCUUUCACAAAGAAAAGCCCCUCUUCAGAGGAGAAGCAGUGUACCAUAAUGGGAUGAGAAUUCCAUGGGCAGGAGACAGGAGACUUUCAUCCUUGCUGAAGCAAGCAGCCCUGACAGCACACUUGGACUUCUUGUCUGAGUCCUUGGUAUGAUGCUUCUUGCUUCUCAAAGCACACCAACAACUGGAUGAUGGCCUUAAAUGCUUCCUGAUCAUUGCCACAGAAAUGCUACAGCACUAAUUGGAGUGCUUUUAUGUGUUGAGUAUUUCAGUGAUACUUCAGUUUAUUUCUGAUGUCAAUGCACUCAGGGUAUAGGGUUUCUACUGUUAAUCUUUUACUGCAGAAUAAUUCACAGUGGUUAAGACUGUGUGCAUUUUUAUUUCAAUCAGGGAGAUUGAUAGUGAGUCUUAAGGAUUUUUUAAUGCAAUUUUUAUA
Cinclus cinclus is the source of this 1512-nucleotide messenger RNA. RefSeq names its product death associated protein kinase 2 (gene DAPK2). Gene Ontology annotation, biological process: positive regulation of apoptotic process; protein phosphorylation; intracellular signal transduction. The record is from RefSeq and is a predicted model, not a curated record. Gene Ontology annotation, molecular function: ATP binding; protein serine/threonine kinase activity. Gene Ontology annotation, cellular component: nucleus; cytoplasm. The transcript has 12 exons. NCBI's taxonomy places the organism in Eukaryota, Metazoa, Chordata, Aves, Passeriformes, Cinclidae. The coding region runs from base 54 to 1127 and encodes 357 amino acids.